AUGCUUCAAUAUCAGGAGUCAGGAGUGAAAACGACACCAGGUCAUCGGAUUUCCUUUUCAAUUCUUGACAUUUUGGAUCCCAAAAAGUUCACAAGUAAAAAGACAGAUGUAACAUCGGAGAAAAAACGGACACCACCUUUAGAAAACACAGACUUUGGAAGUUUAGAGGAACAGCGCACCAGCAGGGAAAGUCCUGGACAUGGGGAAUCGAGUCUCUGCAAAAAUACCAAUGUUGACUCGGACUCAGUAACCGGACCAGCAGCGGAUGAUUUGUCACGCCAGCGGCGGCGUCGGUCCGAUCACAGCUGCGCGAAGCCACGCCGUGCCAGAACCGCGUUUACCUACGAACAGCUGAUGGCUCUGGAGAACAAGUUCCGCGCAACCCGUUAUUUAUCCGUGUGCGAGCGACUAAAUCUCGCGUUGUCCCUGAGCCUGACCGAAACCCAAGUCAAGAUUUGGUUCCAAAACCGAAGAACCAAGUGGAAAAAGCAGAACCCUGGGGCUGACAGUUCCCUGCAACCCGGCACGAACGCUCUGCCAGGCACAAGCCCGACUUGUGGAUCCACACCUGCCCUCCACCAUCCGUUCAGCACCGGGAACGUGAUCUUUCAUUCUGCUGGCCCGGUGCACCUGGCAUCCUCCGGUAGACUCUUGCAUCCAUUUUUGACUGAUGGCUUUCUGCAGCCAGCAUUCUUCACUCCACAUUUAUGA
Myxocyprinus asiaticus (Chinese sucker) is the source of this 711-nucleotide messenger RNA. RefSeq names its product NK1 transcription factor-related protein 2-like. The transcript has 2 exons. Gene Ontology annotation, cellular component: nucleus. Bases 1 to 711 code for a protein of 236 amino acids. Gene Ontology annotation, biological process: regulation of transcription by RNA polymerase II; cell differentiation. The record is from RefSeq and is a predicted model, not a curated record. Gene Ontology annotation, molecular function: RNA polymerase II cis-regulatory region sequence-specific DNA binding; DNA-binding transcription factor activity, RNA polymerase II-specific. Lineage: Eukaryota; Metazoa; Chordata; Actinopteri; Cypriniformes; Catostomidae.